This is a messenger RNA of Perca flavescens (yellow perch), 1883 nucleotides long. Its product is annotated as probable isoprenylcysteine alpha-carbonyl methylesterase ICME. The record is from RefSeq and is a predicted model, not a curated record. Bases 191 to 1300 code for a protein of 369 amino acids. The transcript is spliced from 9 exons. Gene Ontology annotation, molecular function: arylformamidase activity. Lineage: Eukaryota; Metazoa; Chordata; Actinopteri; Perciformes; Percidae.
ACUUUGUAUGCGUGAGGCCGACACCGGCCGACACCGGCUUGGAGGACAGUCAGGUAACGUGUGAGGUUAUCCGCCACAUCGUUUCAUCCGAGUCAAAGAAUUCAAUACCAAACCACUUCGGGACAUGAGCUUCAGUAUUGAGCGCUACAUAUGAUUAUAUGUUGGUAAGACAGACAGACAGAACCACAACAUGUCAGGGUUAAAAUAUCACAUGUCACUGCCUGUGUCGGUGGGGGUCCUGUUGGUGGGCCUCCCAUACUCCAUCUCUCUGGCUACCCAGUGGAUUUAUGGCUGGCCCAAUAAGCCUGGAUAUAAGAAGUACAUAGAAGCCCUGAAACCAAGGCGAAUAUACUGUUUGACCAAAGCUGUGCUGGAAACUCUUAAAUAUCUGCAAUAUGGGAGACUUUACUUUCAGUGGAAGUCAUGGUACAAGAAUGACGAAAACCGUAAGCAUUAUGAAAAGGGAAUCAAAUUUGGCCGCCGAAGCAACAAGCUGGACUUGUACCACCCUCCAAACGUGGGCAUGUCUAAAGAUGUGCCUGCACCGCUGGUGGUUUUCGUCUAUGGAGGCGCAUGGGGCUCCGGAGAUCGAUCCAUUUACUGUCUGCUGGCGAGGCAGAUGGCUGAAGAACUGAGUGCAACUGUCAUUUGUCCUGAUUACUUCACCUAUCCAAAGGGGAACGUUUUAGGGAUGGUCCAAGAUAUUGCUGACUGCUUGGUUUGGGCCCAAGAGAGUGGUGAGAAGUUCAACUUUGACAAAGACAACAUAGUAUUAAUAGGCCAUUCAGCGGGUGCACAUUUGUGUGCACUGACCACUCUGUUUCUCAUUGAUGCAAGAGAGGAGCUUUUCAUAGAGGCCAGCAAGCUGAGGGACAUUUCACUGGCAAUUAGAGGAGUUAUUGGUCUGAGUGGCGUGUACAACAUCAUGGACCAUUAUGAGCACGAGCAGAAGCGGGCAGUCGAAUAUGUCUCCACCAUGCAUAAAGCCAUGAAUGGAGUGGAGAACUUCCCGUACUACUCACCAACACACUUACUGAAGACGUUGAGCCAGGACAAACUGAACAGAGUGCCUCCGUUCGUUUUGCUCCACGGGACCAAUGACAUUAUCGUUCCUUUUGAAUCUUCCAUAAAGCUCUCUGAGCUCCUCACCACGCUGUCCAUAAAGGUGUCGCUCCACCUGCUGCCCAGAGUUGACCACACUGAGAUCGUCACUGACCUCAUGGUGUCAGACAGGCGCUUCUACCAUUGCAUCUACAGCUGCAUCAAACAUGAGUACAGAAAACUUUUGGGAACCUGCUGACGACCCUUCAGAGCGUCAGAAAAACAUCCAUUCAUCACUAAUAUUUUAAUGAUUGUGCCAUACACUUACUUUGUUUACAGUAUCUGCUCUAAUACCUCACAAUGAAUUGUAUUAAGCCUUGAUUUUAACUUGAUUGUGAUUCCAUAAUAAUGAUUUAUAUUUUCAACAGAUUGUAAUUGAGUAAAUCCAGCAGUUGCAUCCGAUUGGUUUUUGAUAUAAACUCUUGUGUGAAGUAGAAUCUGAAUAACCUGAUUCUAAUAUUGUCUUGAAAACUUGUUGUCCAGUUUGCAGUAAUGUAAAAUACAAGUUAAGAAAAGUGAAAUCAAUUAUGAAGCAAUAAGAGUAUUAUAAAAAAAGCAAAGCACACUUAUACAUAGUACUGAAAUGGGAGAACAGUUACACUCUAUAUAUCUUGUUUUUUUUUUUUGGCCAACUAUAUCUUACUGAUGUUGCUUUGAUAUUUUGAUUCAUUAACUUGCAUGUUUUUAUAAAAUGAAACAUUUUUCUUGAUUUAUUGUAAUAUUUUUUCUUGAAUAACUAUUUAUUGAUCUCAGACACAUUAAACCCAACAUGAAGGAACUAA